UCCGCCUCCGCCGCGCCGAGGGCGUGGGCUCCGGGCUCCCGGAAGCGGCGGCCGCGGCGUGGAGCCCAGCGGGCUGUCGGUCGCCGGAGCGACCAUGCGCGGCGGCCGGGGGCUGUGAGCGGAGCGCGGCGGCGCGGCGCGGGCUCCUCCCGGCGUGGGGCGGCGCGGCCGGGGUGAUGCUGCUCAAGCUCCUGCAGAGACAGACCUAUACCUGCCUCUCCCACAGGUAUGGGCUCUACGUCUGCUUCGUGGGCGUCGUGGUCACCAUCGUCUCGGCUUUCCAGUUCGGAGAGGUGGUUCUGGAGUGGAGUCGGGAUCAAUACCAUGUUUUGUUUGAUUCCUACAGAGACAAUAUUGCUGGGAAAUCCUUUCAGAAUAGGCUCUGUCUGCCCAUGCCAAUCGAUGUGGUUUACACCUGGGUGAACGGCACAGACCUGGAUCUUCUAAAGGAGCUACAACAGGUCCGAGAGCAAAUGGAGGAGGAGCAGAAAGCUAUGAGGGAGAUGCUUGGGAAGAACACAACAGAGCCAACAAAGAAGAGUGAGAAACAGCUGGAGUGUCUACUGACACAUUGCAUUAAAGUGCCCAUGCUUGUUCUGGAUCCGCCUUUGCCAGCCAACAGCACCCUGAAAGACCUGCCAUCUCUUUACCCAUCUCUUCAUGCUGCCAGUGACAUGUUCAAUGUUGCAAAACCCAAAAAUCCUUCGACAAACGUGUCAGUUGUUGUUUUUGAAAGCACUAAGGAUGUUGAAGAUGCCCAUGCUGGACUGUUUAAGGGAGGCAGCAAACAGACAGUCUGGAGAGCCUACUUGACGACUGACAAAGAAGUCCCCGGCUUAGUGCUCAUGCAAGACUUGGCCUUCCUCAGUGGAUUCCCACCGACAUUCAAGGAGACAAGUCAGCUGAAGACGAAACUGCCAGAGACUCUUUCUUCCAAAAUAAAACUGUUGCAGUUGUACUCUGAGGCCAGUGUCGCUCUCCUAAAAUUGAAUAACCCCAAAGGCUUCCAAGAGCUCAACAAACAAACCAAGAAGAACAUGACCAUCAGUGGGAAGGAGCUGACUCUCAGCCCUGCGUAUCUGUUGUGGGACCUGAGUGCCAUCAGCCAGUCCAAGCAGGAUGAAGAUGUGUCUGCCAGCCGUUUCGAAGAUAACGAAGAGCUGAGGUACUCAUUGCGAUCCAUCGAAAGACAUGCACCAUGGGUUCGGAAUAUUUUCAUCGUCACCAACGGACAGAUCCCUUCCUGGCUGAACCUUGACAACCCUCGAGUGACAAUAGUAACCCACCAGGACAUUUUCCGGAAUUUGAGCCACUUGCCUACUUUCAGCUCUCCUGCUAUUGAGAGUCACAUCCAUCGCAUCGAGGGGCUGUCGCAGAAGUUCAUUUACCUAAAUGAUGACGUUAUGUUUGGUAAGGAUGUUUGGCCAGACGACUUUUACAGUCACUCCAAAGGUCAAAAGGUUUAUUUGACAUGGCCUGUGCCCAAUUGUGCCGAGGGCUGCCCCGGCUCCUGGAUUAAAGAUGGCUAUUGUGACAAGGCCUGUAAUAAUUCAGCUUGUGACUGGGAUGGUGGUGAUUGCUCCGGUAACAGCGGAGGGAGUCGCUUUGCUGCAGGAGGUGGGGGUACCGGGAAUAUCGGAGUCGGACAGCCCUGGCAGUUUGGCGGAGGAAUAAAUAGUGUCUCUUACUGUAACCAAGGGUGUGCGAAUUCCUGGCUCGCCGAUAAGUUCUGUGACCAAGCCUGCAACGUCUUGUCCUGUGGUUUCGAUGCUGGUGACUGUGGACAAGAUCAUUUUCAUGAACUGUAUAAAGUAACUCUUCUCCCAAACCAGACCCACUACGCUAUCCCCAAAGGUGAACACCUGCCUUAUUUCAGCUUUGCAAAAAUAGCCAAGAGAGGAAUCGAAGGCGCCUACAGCGACAACCCAAUAAUCCGACACGCAUCCAUUGCAAACAAGUGGAAAACCAUACACCUCAUAUUGCACAGUGGGAUGAACGCAACCGUGAUACACUUUAAUCUCACACUCCAGAACUCCAAUGACCAAGAGUUCAAAAUCCAGGUAACAGUAGAGGUGGACACAAGGGAGGUGCCAAAACUCAAUUCUACCACCCAGAAGGCCUAUGAAAAUGUGCUCAGCCCAGCCACGCCUCUUCCCCAGGCUGAGUUCUCUUUUGAAGAUGUUCCCAAAGGGAAACGCUUCCCCAAGGUCAGGAGACAUGAUGUAAACCCAACGGGGAGAUUCCAAGAGGAGGUAAAAGUCCCCCUGGUAAAUACUUCACUCCUUCCAAAAGAGGCCCAGGUGAGACUGAGCAGGUUGGAGCUGCAGCUGGAACUUGGAGACAUCACUCUGAAAGGAUACAAUUUGUCCAAGUCAGCCCUGCUGAAGUCUUUCCUGGGGAACUCACGAGAUGCUAAAGGAAAACCUCCAGCCAGGACUGACCAAACAAAUGACAAUUUGGAGGUCCCACGGGAAAUGCUGUCUCACGGAAGCCCAGCUGGCUUUGUUGCCGGCCAGAGAUGGGAGACAUGGACGUCCCCAGUGGGGACAGUGAACUGGAAUGACCGUGACCACGACUUAAAGCCACCUCCAGUCUUGGAGACCGAUGCAAGACUUAAUAAGUUGGAAACUCAGACCCAACAGGGACCCGGCGUGGCUGUACCCAAAGAAAAGCUCACAGGGAAAGGAGAGGAGGGUGGUAAAGUGGAAGUCGAUGCUGACAGCCACAUGGCUGUCCAUGAGGGAGUACCUGGAAGGAGGCUGCAGCACUACACAGACAGUUACCCAGGCUUUUUGCCUUGGGAGAAAACAAAGUAUUUCCAGGACCUUCUUGAUGAGGAAGAGUCAUUGAAGACACAAUUGGCGUACUUUACCGAUGGCACACACACAGGGCGGCAACUCAAAGAUACGUUUGCAGACUCACUCCGAUACGUCAAUAAAAUCCUAAACAGCAAGUUUGGGUUCACAUCCAGGAAAGUCCCCGCACACAUGCCUCACCUGAUUGACAGAAUUGUUAUGCAAGAGCUACAAGACAUGUUCCCUGAAGAAUUUGACAAGACAUCAUUUCACAAGGUGCGCCACUCUGAGGACAUGCAGUUUGCCUUCUCGUAUUUCUAUUAUCUCAUGAGUGCAGUUCAACCCCUGAAUAUUUCUCAAGUCUUUGAUGAUGUAGAUACAGACCAAUCUGGUAUCUUGUCUGAUAGAGAAAUCCGAACACUGGCUACCAGAAUUCAUGAUCUGCCUUUAAGCUUGCAGGAUUUGACAGGUUUGGAACACAUGUUAAUAAACUGCUCAAAAAUGCUUCCUGCUAAUAUCACUCAACUGAACAACAUCCCACCAACUCAGGAAGCAUACUACGAUCCCAAUCUGCCACCAGUCACUAAAAGUCUUGUCACCAACUGUAAACCAGUAACCGACAAAAUCCAUAAGGCAUAUAAAGACAAGAACAAAUACAGGUUUGAAAUCAUGGGAGAAGAGGAAAUCGCUUUCAAAAUGAUUCGUACCAAUGUUUCUCAUGUGGUUGGCCAGUUGGAUGACAUCAGAAAAAACCCCAGGAAGUUUGUUUGUCUGAAUGACAACAUUGACCACAAUCAUAAAGAUGCUCAGACAGUGAAGGCCGUGCUCCGGGACUUCUAUGAAUCCAUGUUUCCCAACCCUUCCCAGUUUGAGCUGCCGCGAGAAUAUCGGAACCGUUUUCUUCAUAUGCACGAGCUUCAGGAAUGGAGGGCAUAUCGAGACAAGUUGAAGUUUUGGACCCAUUGCGUACUAGGAACGUUGAUCAUAUUUACUAUAUUCUCAUUUUUCGCUGAACAGAUAAUUGCCCUUAAGCGGAAGAUAUUUCCCCGGAGGAGGAUACACAAGGAAGCUAGUCCAGAUCGAAUCAGGGUGUAGAAGACCUUCAUUUAAAAAUCACCUACCUCAGCAUCUUCUGAACAUCUCACACCUCACCAUCACAGGGGUGUCGCCAUGGUGUGACACACAGACACAGGGUGGUUCCCAUGAUGUGACGCACAGACAGCCUGCUUGGAAGAAGGGACAGUGUGCAGACACGUUCUUCUGCAGCAUGAAGAGCCUACUGCCCUGGAAUUAGUCAGCACACUGAGAACCUGUGCUGACAGCUGUACAGCUUGUACUUUUAAAGGAUUUACUGAAGGACCUGUCAGCUUUUGAUGAACCCUGGAUGACAGACAGGCUGCUGGUUUCCUCCC
Phodopus roborovskii (desert hamster) is the source of this 4207-nucleotide messenger RNA. RefSeq names its product N-acetylglucosamine-1-phosphate transferase subunits alpha and beta (gene Gnptab). The record is from RefSeq and is a predicted model, not a curated record. Lineage: Eukaryota; Metazoa; Chordata; Mammalia; Rodentia; Cricetidae. Gene Ontology annotation, molecular function: UDP-N-acetylglucosamine-lysosomal-enzyme N-acetylglucosaminephosphotransferase activity. The transcript has 21 exons. Gene Ontology annotation, cellular component: Golgi apparatus. The coding region runs from base 177 to 3890 and encodes 1237 amino acids. Gene Ontology annotation, biological process: carbohydrate phosphorylation; N-glycan processing to lysosome.